CGUCACAGUGUGACACGGAAGUGGAAGUCAGGGUGGGCGGUUCGUACACGGGAUUGCUGUGUUGUGUGUUUCACAUUGAUGUUUCUGCUGGGUGAUCUUGUACUCAGCAGUGGCGCAUCAGUGGUUAGUUGCCGAUUUUAUUCAGGGCAAACAAAAAUGUCAUUAAUGACAGGAUUUGCGUUUUUGUUCGCCGAAGAAUUAGAUGCAAGCGAUAAUAUACCUUUUGUUACUGAUGCACUUCGACAUCUUCAAGGAAACAGGGAUGAAACAAAAGUGAAGAACUACAUAAAUGCAGUGAUACCUCAUUACAGUAUCAGUGAGUUCCAGACCCAUUUUCAGCUAACUCCAACCCAGGUGGAGGGGCUGAUUGCCGAGCUGGAGCCCUUCUACUCGAACCUCAUGGGCAGGAAGUGGCCUCUCAGGAACGUGGUGCUGGCCAGCCUCUGGACGCUGGCGACCCUCGAGUCGUACCGAGAUGUGGCCGACAGGUUCGAGACCAGCAAAUCGGUCAUCUGCGGCCACUUGCACGAGUUCUGCGCCUUGGUGGCGGAGCACCUCUCCGGUACGCUCCGCUGGCCCGCCGGGGAGGCUGCCGAGGCCUCGGUGAGGGGCUUCGCGGCGGCCGGUUUUCCCGGCACGCUGUGCGCGGUGGGCGCCUGCCACAUCCCUGUGGAGAAACCCCAGGGAGUACCAGAUCCCGAGGAGUACUUCAACAGCAAACACUUCUACUCCAUCAACCUGACCGCCUGCUGUGACCAUGCUGGACGGUUUGUUCACGUGAGUUCUGAGCACCCGGGGAGCUGGCACAACUCCCGUGUACUUCGGGUGACGGACAUAGGCAAGGCUCUGGAGGGAGACCCGCAGUCCCUGCUCUCCGGGUUUCAUAUAGUGGGCGACGCAUCCUAUCCGCUCUCUGAGCACCUUCUCACCCCUUUCCCCGACAGCGGACCCCUCCUCCCCAGAAUGGGGCGCUAUAAUUGGAAGCUGCACACCGUCCUGAAGAUAUUAGACGGCUCUUUCUUUGCUCUGAAGUGCAGGUUCCGGAGGUUGAAAUCCCUACAGAUGCAUUCGGUCGCCAAGACCAGUGCUGCCGUCAAGACCUGCUGCAUUCUUUACAAUCUGUGUUUGGAAACGAGCGGCUCUCUGCAGAUUGAAGAUAUAGACUGUGAAAUUGUGCCUCAGGAGCCUUUUCACUUGCUUCCUGAUGGACACUGUGGUAAUCCAGCUGGCACUGCCAAGAGGAAAGCCAUUGCCGCAUCCCUAGCAAACCUGGGCUCUUGACAGAUCUUGGACUCAAUGUAUAUUUCCUUACAGACUCACACGGUUUUCUGUCAUGAACUAUUAGACUUGCACAUACUGGCUCUUGUGGACUUCAUACAGCAUCAUCCGUGUUUCACGUUUGUGGUGUUUAUUCUACAGCAAUAAACUCCUUUUAAAGAGUA
Lepisosteus oculatus (spotted gar) is the source of this 1442-nucleotide messenger RNA. RefSeq lists its product as uncharacterized. NCBI's taxonomy places the organism in Eukaryota, Metazoa, Chordata, Actinopteri, Semionotiformes, Lepisosteidae. The record is from RefSeq and is a predicted model, not a curated record.